CCGAGCCCCCCGCCCCCGCCGGGCGCCCGGCGCCACCCCCGCCCGCCCCCCCCCCUCCGGGAGGAGGGGCGCGGGGACCCCCCCGUUCCCACUGCGCCGGGGACAGCCCGCCCCCGCCGCCCGCCCGGGAGGUGCCCGCCACCCCCGGAGCCUGAGGGAGACCCGGCCGCUGCCAGGAGCCGCUUCGAGGUUUUGUGGUGCUUCCCGAGCAUGAGUUCAGCAUGAAGCGGCGAUUGGAUGAGCAGGAGUCACCCGUGUAUGCGUCGCAGCAGAGACGUAUCACCAGCAGCACCGAGGCUUUCCCGCACCAGCACCGCGUGCUCGCCCCGGCCCCGCCGGUCUAUGAGGCGGUUUCCGAGACCAUGCAGUCAGCCACGGGGAUCCAGUACUCUGUAACUCCCAGCUACCAGGUGUCGGCAGUGCCGCAGAGCUCGGGCAGCCACGGCCCGGCCAUCGCCGCCGUGCACGGCGGCCACCACCACCCCGCGCCCGUGCAGCCCCACGGCAGCCAGGUGGUGCAGAGCCACACGCACCCCACGCCCCCAGCCGUGCCCGUGCAGGGCCAGCAGCAGUUCCAGAGGCUCAAGGUGGAGGAUGCAUUGUCUUACCUUGACCAGGUGAAGCUACAGUUUGGUAGUCAGCCACAGGUCUACAAUGACUUCUUGGAUAUUAUGAAGGAAUUUAAAUCUCAAAGCAUCGACACCCCGGGGGUGAUCAGCCGUGUCUCGCAGCUCUUCAAGGGCCACCCAGACUUGAUCAUGGGCUUCAACACCUUCCUGCCACCUGGCUACAAGAUUGAGGUGCAGACCAACGACAUGGUGAACGUGACCACCCCGGGGCAGGUUCACCAGAUCCCCACGCACGGGCUGCAGCCCCAGCCGCAGCCGCAGCCGCCGCAUCCCUCGCAGCCUUCGGCACAGUCCACCCCGACACCAGCACAGCCGGCACCACAGCCCACACCUGCCAAAAUCAGCAAGCCAUCGCAGUUGCAGGCUCAUACUCCUGCCAGCCAGCAGACGCCGCCGAUCCCGCCGUACGCGUCGCCGCGCUCGCCGCCGGUGCAGCCGCACACGCCCGUGACAAUCUCCCUGGGCACCACACCAUCCCUGCAGAACAAUCAGCCCGUGGAGUUCAACCACGCCAUCAACUACGUCAACAAGAUCAAAAAUCGCUUCCAGGGACAGCCAGACAUCUACAAAGCCUUCCUGGAGAUUCUCCACACGUAUCAGAAGGAGCAGCGUAAUGCCAAGGAGGCAGGAGGGAACUACACGCCAGCCCUGACAGAGCAGGAGGUCUAUGCCCAGGUGGCUCGCCUCUUCAAGAACCAGGAGGAUCUGCUCUCGGAAUUUGGGCAGUUCCUGCCUGAUGCCAACAGCUCCGUGCUGUUGAGCAAGACAACUGCAGAGAAAGUGGAGUCGGUCAGGAAUGACCACGGGGGCACGGUGAAGAAGCCACAGCUCAACAACAAGCAGCAGAGACCCAACCAGAAUGGCUGCCAGAUCCGACGGCACUCGGGCACUGGAGCAACCCCUCCGGUGAAGAAGAAACCAAAGCUGCUUGGUUUGAAAGACCAGUCCUUGGCAGAAGCCAGCAAACAUGGUGUGGGGACAGAAUCUCUCUUCUUCGAGAAGGUCCGCAAAGCUCUGCGUAGCACGGAGGCGUACGAGAACUUCCUGCGCUGCCUGGUGAUCUUCAACCAGGAGGUGAUCUCCCGGGCCGAGCUCGUGCAGCUGGUCUCUCCCUUCCUGGGGAAAUUCCCAGAACUGUUCACUUGGUUUAAAAACUUUCUGGGAUAUAAGGAGUCUGUUCACAUGGAGACAUAUCCGAAGGAACGGGCUACUGAGGGGAUUGCCAUGGAGAUUGACUAUGCCUCCUGCAAGAGGCUGGGCUCCAGCUACAGAGCCUUGCCCAAGAGCUACCAGCAGCCCAAGUGCACGGGGAGGACUCCACUGUGUAAAGAGGUUUUGAAUGACACCUGGGUCUCCUUCCCGUCCUGGUCUGAAGAUUCCACAUUUGUGAGCUCCAAGAAGACCCAAUAUGAAGAGCACAUCUACAGGUGUGAGGACGAGCGUUUUGAGCUGGAUGUUGUCUUGGAGACCAACCUGGCAACCAUCCGCGUUCUGGAGGCAAUCCAGAAGAAGCUGUCACGCUUGUCUGCGGAGGAGCAGGCCAAAUUCCGGCUGGACAACACCCUGGGGGGCACCUCGGAGGUGAUCCACCGCAAGGCUCUGCAGAGGAUAUACGCUGACAAAGCAGCAGACAUCAUCGAUGGGCUUCGCAAGAACCCCUCUGUGGCUGUUCCCAUCGUGCUGAAAAGGUUAAAGAUGAAAGAGGAAGAGUGGCGAGAAGCCCAGAGAGGAUUUAAUAAAGUCUGGCGAGAGCAGAAUGAGAAGUAUUACCUGAAAUCCUUGGACCACCAGGGCAUCAACUUCAAACAGAAUGAUACCAAGGUCCUAAGGUCAAAGAGUCUCCUCAAUGAGAUUGAAAGCAUCUAUGAUGAGAGGCAAGAGCAGGCUUCAGAAGACAAUGCUGGAGUCCCCACAGGCCCACACCUCUCACUGGCCUAUGAAGACAAGCAGAUCCUGGAAGAUGCUGCCUCUCUCAUCAUCCACCACGUGAAGCGGCAGACGGGAAUCCAGAAAGAGGACAAGUACAAAAUCAAGCAGAUCAUGUAUCACUUCAUUCCAGACCUGCUGUUUGCUCAGCGAGGUGAACUCUCGGAUGUGGAAGAGGAAGAAGAAGAGGAAAUGGAUGUGGACGAAGCUACUGGGGCUGCAAAAAAGCACAACGGUGUUGGGGGUAGUCCUCCCAAAACCAAGCUGAUGUUCAACAACACGACAGCCCAGAAGCUGCGGGGCAUGGAUGAGGUCUACAACCUCUUCUACGUGAACAGCAACUGGUACAUCUUCAUGAGGCUGCACCAGAUCCUGUGCCUGCGGCUGCUGCGGAUCUGCACCCAGGCCGAGCGGCAGAUCGAGGAGGAGACGCGGGAACGGGAGUGGGAGAGGGAAGUGCUGGGCAUCAAGCGAGACAAGAGUGACAGUCCUGCCAUCCAGCUGCGACUGAAGGAGCCCAUGGACAUCGAUGUGGAGGAUUACUACCCGGCCUUCCUGGACAUGGUGCGCAACCUGCUGGACGGCAACAUGGACUCGUCGCAGUACGAGGACUCGCUGCGCGAGAUGUUCACCAUCCACGCCUACAUCGCCUUCACCAUGGACAAGCUGAUCCAGAGCAUCGUGCGACAGCUGCAGCACAUCGUGAGCGAUGAGAUCUGUGUGCAGGUGACAGACCUGUACCUGUCAGAGAACAGCAACGGAGCCACGGGAGGGCUGCUGGCGUCGCAGUCCUCCCGCUCGCUCCUGGAGGCCGCCUACCAGCGCAAAGCCGAGCAGCUCAUGUCCGAGGAGAACUGCUUCAAGCUGAUGUUCAUUCAGAGCAGAGGUCAAGUUCAGUUAACCAUUGAGCUGCUGGACACAGAAGAGGAAAACUCAGAUGACCCUGUGGAAGCAGAGCGCUGGUGUGACUACGUGGAGCGGUACGUCAACUCUGAUUCUACCUCCCCCGAGCUCCGCGAGCACCUGGCCCAGAAACCCGUCUUCCUGCCCAGGAAUCUGAGGCGGAUCCGCAAGUGUCAGCGUGGUCGGGAGCAGCAGGAGAAGGAAGGGAAGGAGGGAAACAGCAAGAAGUCCAUGGAGAACAUAGAGAGCCUGGACAAGAUGGAGUGUAAAUUCAAGCUGAACUCCUAUAAGAUGGUGUACGUGAUCAAAUCAGAGGAUUAUAUGUACAGGAGGACCGCGCUGCUGCGAGCCCAGCAGUCCCACGAAAGGGUGAGCAAGCGGCUGCACCAGCGGUUCCAGGCCUGGGUGGACAAAUGGACCAAGGAGCACGUGCCCCGUGAAAUGGCAGCCGAGACAAACAAGUGGCUCAUGGGUGAAGGCUUGGAGGGCUUGGUGCCCUGCACCACCACCUGUGACACAGAGACCCUGCACUUUGUCAGCAUCAACAAGUACCGCGUCAAAUACGGCACGAUAUUCAAGACACCCUAGGAGUCCCCGGGGCGAGGCAGAGCCCGGGGGAUGUGUGUGUGUGUGCGCAUCCAGGGAAGGAGGGAGAUGCCUUUCUCCCCUCACUGUGUAUCUCCGUCACAUGGCCACUUGACUAGUGCGUGGCUGGUGCAGCCUGUCCCGGCGGGAUUCCCCCUGGGGCCGUGGAUCUCCGCCCGGGGCCGUGGGCUGCCGGCCCUUUUUGGGCAGGAAGGACCCUUCUCUGAACUGAGCCAUCCCAGAGAAACACCACGAGCUCGUACACACCAGCAGCGUUGAGGCUUUGACUCCCCGAGGGAGGCCCUGAGCGGCAAGGGAGGGGAGCGGGAUGCUCUCCACCACCUUGUGGAUGUGUCCCCGAAGUCCCCAGGUGCCUGUCACCACCGGAUUCUCCUCUCCUGGCGGGCUCCAGGGGCAGCACGCCCCGGGUUCCUCUCGCUCCCUCCCCUCCUCCCAGGCUGGACUCACCCUGUGCAGAUCGGUCUGUCCUUUCUAGUGCCAGUGGAACUGUUUUAUUUUUAUUUUGGGUUUUUGGUUUUGUUUUCCUUUUUUUUUUUUUUUUUUGUACCUGCUUGUUUACUAGUCUCUCCUAGUGCCAUGCACCAGCUUUUCACACACAUGUACGUACACACACACAGCAGAGAACAACACGAUUUUAACAUGUUCCCCUCCUUUUUUGUAAAUAAAUGUACAAAUUGUCAAUUUUUUUGGUUUUUUUUUCUUUUGGUUUUUUUUUCUUUUUUUUUUAAUUAAAGGAAUUAUGCUUGAUGUGCUAGCAUAACUGUACUAGCUUCUUGUGUACCAUAGUACCAGGUGGCUUGAGAAUUAGUACCGACAGACAGACCGAUGGAGACAUUUAUUACACUUUUUACCAAAGGGAGUUAUCAUUGUAGUGCUUUUGUGUGGAAACUUUUUUCUCCUUUUUUUGUAAAUAAAAAAAAUAAUGUCUUUGUUCUUAACUGGAGGAAGACACUCGCUCACCCACAGCCGUGUUCCUGGUCUGAGAGGCACUGUUCCAGCAUGCAGCUUUUGGGGUGGGAGAGGGGAGCGGGGAAGAGGGAGGUGUAAUCCAACCCCUUUUCUGAGGCUGGCAAGAGGAAACAGCAUUUGGGGGUUAAACAACUGAGGUAUAAGCAGCCUGAAAGAAAUAUAGAGUAUAUAAUUUUAACUUUUUUAAAUGUUUGGCUUUUUCCUGGUGGGUAAUUUUUAUCCACCUUAUCUUGCAGCUCCAAGGAUCUUCGCUUUUGGGAAGUGUUGCUGAGCAACUCAGCUGGGGCUGAUUGUGCUGAUGUAUUUUUUCCCUUUCUGUGUUGGAGAAAACAUCAUGGGAAAUACCAAGCCAGUAUUUGACAGAGCUGCUGUGCGUGUGUGAGCGCGUGUGUGUGGGCAGGAGGAGGAGGAGGGACUGGGGGGGCUCGGUGCAUUUCACUCCAGAAAUCCACAUAUGGGGAUAUGUAUUUUUUUAAGUAGAGAAAUCUAACACUGGCAGAUAUUUAAAAUGCGGGGGAAGAUUCUGAAUUUAAAAAUAAAGUCAGCACAGACUUUGUAAGCCACGACAGCCACCACUGCACUGUGUCUCCUCAAAAGGAGGUGGCUUUCCUAGCAAAAAUCCAUCCUGCACACCUGGAUUGGCUUCCAUCCCCUGGACAGGGAGCCACGAGCAGGGCUUGCCACGACUUCAGCCCCUCCCAGGGACUCACUGUGUUUUGAGACACCAGGUUCACAGACUCACAGAACAGCCUGGGCUGGAAGGAGCCUUAAAUAUCAUCUAGUUCCAGGUUCUCUCCAGCCACCACAGCUCCUUCCCUGGCGGGGAGCAGGGCUGGAGGGGACACCUGGAGCCGGGGUGGCAGUCACAGGCAGCCAAUGCACAGCAGGCAGGUCUGGAAUGGGAGCCUCCUGUGGAGAAGAGGGAGAGAAGCAAGAGCCCAGCAGGGCUUUUCACACUUUGCUAGCAAUAAAUCACCCGUCUCCUUUCUCCUUUGCUGUAACCAGGCAGUGGGGCUCUCAUGUGUCCUCUUCCAUUCCAAAGGUGUCACACACGCUCCCCUAUUAUUUCCCCCCUUUUUUUUAUUGUGGUGUAGGCUCAAGGUGAUGUGGAAGGGAAAAUCUUCGGUGGUUUAGACUUCUGGCCAGCUUGGCAGUAGCAGCUGCUGCUGCUUGGUGGGGUGCUGUGCCAGGAGGGCGCUGUGCCUGCCUGUCCUGGGACACAUCACAGGGAGACCUCUGCCUCUGGUGCUCCAUCUGACAUCCCAGCUCUGCUCCCAGCCUGCACAAUAGCAGAGGUUUGAAUAUUUUUUUUCUAAUUUUCUUUUAAUUUGAUCUUGCUUUUUAUAUUCUGUAACGUGAUCCUCGGCCCACAACCCA
Molecule: messenger RNA, 6410 nt
Organism: Passer domesticus (house sparrow)
Lineage: Eukaryota; Metazoa; Chordata; Aves; Passeriformes; Passeridae
Gene: SIN3A
Product: SIN3 transcription regulator family member A
Exons: 21
Coding region: 222-4046 (1274 amino acids)
Biological process (GO): negative regulation of transcription by RNA polymerase II
Cellular component (GO): Sin3-type complex; chromatin
Molecular function (GO): transcription corepressor activity
Source: RefSeq, a predicted model, not a curated record